AUGAGGCCGUGCCGAGCGGUGCCGCUGCUGCUGCUGGUGGGGCUGGCCAGAGCCACCACGCCGGGGCCGGAUGGAUCCACGCCGGGGCCGCAUGGAUCCACGCCGGGGCUGGAUGGAUCCAUCGCGCCGUCCCCGCCGGGGCUCUGGGCCGUGAGCUACGGGGACGCCGUCUCGGCGGCCGUGGAGCUGCUCAACAUGAGGGCCGUCAGUCCCUACGUCCUGCGGCUCCGGCAGGCCUAUCCCCGGCCCGGCUGGCCCGGGGACCUGCGGCAGCGGCAGGAGCUGAGCUUCACCGUCGAGGAGACCUCGUGCCGGGCUCCGGGGACGGCCACCGCCACCUGCAAGAGCCGCUGGCUCGGGGCGGUGAGUUGGUGCCAGGGCUUCGUCUUCCUCGAGCAGCAGCAGCCCGUGGUCGAGCUCUCCUGCGACAAGGUGCCCACCACGGUUCGACGCCGCUUCUUCCCCUCCCAGUUCGGCCGUAUCCAGACAUCCAGGCUCUCGGACUUGUUUGCCAGGAUCAAGGAACGUUUCAGGGGCUUCUUCCACUGCACCAAGAUCUGGAUCCGCGACAAGCUCAACCUCAAAAAAACCAAACCCUGA
Molecule: messenger RNA, 600 nt
Organism: Aquila chrysaetos chrysaetos
Lineage: Eukaryota; Metazoa; Chordata; Aves; Accipitriformes; Accipitridae
Product: cathelicidin-B1-like
Exons: 4
Coding region: 1-600 (199 amino acids)
Biological process (GO): antimicrobial humoral immune response mediated by antimicrobial peptide; defense response to Gram-positive bacterium; innate immune response
Cellular component (GO): extracellular region
Molecular function (GO): lipopolysaccharide binding
Source: RefSeq, a predicted model, not a curated record